Messenger RNA from Sapajus apella (tufted capuchin), 7407 nucleotides. It is a transcript of the gene SSTR4, whose product is annotated as somatostatin receptor 4. Gene Ontology annotation, biological process: cellular response to glucocorticoid stimulus; neuropeptide signaling pathway. The coding region runs from base 167 to 1333 and encodes 388 amino acids. Gene Ontology annotation, cellular component: neuron projection; membrane. Gene Ontology annotation, molecular function: somatostatin receptor activity; neuropeptide binding. The transcript has a single exon. NCBI's taxonomy places the organism in Eukaryota, Metazoa, Chordata, Mammalia, Primates, Cebidae. The record is from RefSeq and is a predicted model, not a curated record.
GCGGCUCGGGGAUUGGCGGGCGCUCCGCGGUUCUCGCAGCUCUUCAGCGGAGCCGGGAAGAGCCGCGCGUCUGCGCACCAGCCCCCGCCCGGGGCCCGCCGCCCGCGCUCUCUCGCGCAGCGCUAGCUUCCCCGCGCUCCGCAGCCCAGCACCGACACCCCUGGGCAUGAGCGCCCCCUCGACGCUGCCCCCUGGGGGCGAGGAAGGGCUGGACACUGCCUGGCCCCCCGCAGCCAACGCCAGCAGCGCCCCGGCGGAGGAGGAAGAGGUGGUGGCGGGGCGCGGGGGCGCAGGGACGGCGGGCAUGGUCGCCAUCCAGUGCAUCUACGCGCUGGUUUGCCUGGUGGGGCUGGUGGGCAACGCCCUGGUCAUCUUCGUGAUCCUUCGCUACGCCAAGAUGAAGACGGCUACCAACAUCUACCUGCUCAACCUGGCGGUCGCCGACGAGCUCUUCAUGCUGAGCGUGCCCUUCGUGGCCUCGUCGGCCGCCCUGCGCCACUGGCCCUUCGGCUCCGUGCUGUGCCGCGCGGUGCUCAGCGUCGACGGCCUCAACAUGUUCACCAGCGUCUUCUGUCUCACGGUGCUCAGCGUGGACCGCUACGUAGCCGUGGUGCACCCUCUGCGCGCGGCGACCUAUCGGCGGCCCAGUGUGGCCAAGCUCAUCAACCUGGGCGUGUGGCUGGCGGCCCUGCUGGUCACUCUCCCCAUCGCCAUCUUCGCAGACACCAGACCGGCUCGCGGCGGCCAGGCCGUGGCCUGCAACCUGCACUGGCCACACCCGGCCUGGUCGGCAGUCUUCGUGGUCUACACUUUCCUGCUGGGCUUCCUGCUGCCCGUGCUGGCCAUUGGCCUGUGCUACCUGCUCAUCGUGGGCAAGAUGCGCGCCGUGGCCCUGCGCGCUGGCUGGCAGCAGCGCAGGCGCUCUGAGAAGAAGAUCACCAGGCUGGUGCUGAUGGUCGUGGCUGUCUUUGUGCUCUGCUGGAUGCCCUUCUAUGUGGUGCAGCUGCUGAACCUCUUCGUGACCAGCCUGGAUGCCACCGUCAACCACGUGUCCCUCAUCCUCAGCUAUGCCAACAGCUGCGCCAACCCCAUUCUCUACGGUUUCCUCUCCGACAACUUCCGCCGAUCCUUCCAGCGAGUUCUGUGCCUGCGCUGCUGCCUCCUGGAAGGAGCUGGCGGGGCUGAGGAGGAGCCCCUGGACUAUUAUGCCACUGCUCUCAAGAGCAGAGGUGGGGCAGGGUGCAUGUGCCCCCCGCUUCCCUGCCAGCAGGAGCCCCUGCAACCAGAACCCAGCCGCAAGCGCAUUCCCUUCACCGGGACCACCACCUUCUGAAGAGUCCUCCCCCGACCCGCCCUGCAUGGCCACCUCUCAAGGGGCCGGCACCAUUCCUACAGCCCCGAAAACUGCAUCUCCUUGAUGCUCACCUAAGCUCCACCACCUGUUCCUUCCAGCAGCGCAUGUGCCAGCUGGGGAGUGUCAGAAGUCUGCUGCUGCUCUCCUCUCCCCAGCACUCUGGCUUUCAGAAGGAUGCUUUGGGUAGGACUCCUUGGGAACUGGGCUAGGAUAUUAAUAAUUCCUGAACCUCUGGCUGUUCUUCAAGGGCUGGGAAGCAGGAGGUGGUGAGAAAUGAAUGGCCCCUGUGUGUGACUCGUCACAGCCGCUGCUUUGGAGAGAACUUAAGAGGGUGAAGGCAGGUAGCACCCUUCCUCACUGCAGACGCUCUGCCUUGUGGUGGGAGAACAGCUUGCACAGAAAAGAGGAGGAAGGAAGAUGCCCGCAAGUACCUGUCCUCUGUGUCUCUUCCUGGGCUCUUGUUGCUACGUGAGACUUAUGUCAACAGAGUGGGACACUUGUUUCUCUUCCCCCUCACUCCCCACCUGGGGAAAAUACCUGCUUGCUGUCCCAAGUGCCUCCCUGGGGUGUCCUGGGCUGGGAGCAGUCUACCUGUGAGUAGAAAAGGUUUGGAGAGGCAUGGCAUGGGGCUUAUUGCAAGGCAUAAAACCAGGUCAGUAAUAACAAAGCAGAGAAGAUAAAAACCUCGUCUAGCUUCUAUGAUGUAAUUUUUGUCCCUGAUCCUUUGAUGUGGGAAAAUGAGAACUCAUUAAGGCAGCAAUUUAUACUGUGGUGGUGAGUGGGAGGGGAGCCAUGGGCGGGGAAAGAGCAGAGAGCAGCGAGGGAUGGGAACCAGCCCAGGUUUUACACAGAGGAGGCAGCGUCAUCACCCACUAUUUUAGAAUGUCAUCGUUCAGUAAAACAUCAGCCACAUUAGAUAUUAACAUGUAAGUUGAACACAAUAAGAGGCUGUAACUUUGUUGCCUGAUGUGUUAACCAAAGGAUAAAUCGUCUUUCCCAAGAGGAAAGAGCAUAAGAGGAGCUUUAAUUCUGCUUUCUGAUAAAAGCAGGGGAGGGGGCAAAGGAGAACUUGCAACACUUAUGUUAGCAUCUGGUGUAACAACAGAGGAACAUGUAUGACGUGCUGUUUGUGGGGCCCCACCUGGCUUCACAUUCAGAGUUAAGCCACCGGCCUGGGUUUAGCUGCCGGCCUGAUUCUGGAUGACCAUUCUGAUGGUGUGGAGAAGUUGGUGUGGGGAGGGGGAGACACAGCCAAAGGGCAACACCCUAUGCUAUUUCGAGUGGUCAGCCUCACAGACCGCUCAGAGAAUGCACAGCCAAACUAGAGACAUGACUAUAAAAUGGAAGUUUCAAAACUAAGUCACAGAACCCUGUGAUCUUGCAAACACAAGGGAACACACACAGAGACAUCAACCAUCCCUGAUUUUCAGUACCGACCAGGGUUACCUUGGGCAUUUAGAGUAAGUCAGUCCCAUGACUGUGGGUCUCAUGUAACCACAGCUACUUGGAGGUUUUUAAACUGCAGUAUUUCUUUGUUCUUCAGUGUCUGACAAUGCGUGCCAGGAUGGGCACAUGAUAAAUGUGGUUGAAUGGAACUGCAGGGACCACCCAGGGUGGUAGCAGUGAGGUGAGGGGUUCACGGCACUGACAAUGGUCCCUAGGGCUUCUUCCCAGCUUGUGUGUGGGGAUGGGGGUCCUUUCUUUAGUCCCCCAGUGAUCAGACUGGGCAAACUCGCUGAUAAACAAGGCAGGGCACUGACCAGGAGUCUUGGUAACUCCAGUGCCUGGCUGCCCAGGUUAGCACGGAAUAAGACACAUUCUAUUUAGAAACUUCAACCUUUUUAAUGUAGCUGAUGAAAGUUGAAGGUGAGGCAGCUUCAGGUGAUGGAAAGAAAAAUCUCUGAGAGGCAGGAGAUCUCAGUCUCAGCUACUUUGUGAGCAGUGAUUUAACCUCUUUAAGCCUCAGUUUCACACUUGAAAUAGGCACCAAGGGAGGUUUCAAGUUUCGAGCUCUUCCCGGCUGUAAACUCUGUUUUGGCAGAGAUGCUGGGGAGACACGUGAGUCAGACAGUGGAAGGGUAGGAGGCAGCACGCUCUCUGCCUAGUCUUCUUUCCAUCACUGCUGAUAAAUGAGUGUGAACACUGCCCUUGACCCUGCAAUCAUGUCAUGCAGGUGGUGGCUGGGUGGGGGUGGGGGGUGAUCCGAUCGACUGCUCUGUUCUUUAACUUCAGGGCCUUUUCAAUUCCUGGCAGCAGCAAGGCACCUGAGCACUCGUCAGAGCUGCGUUUGGAGCCCGUCAGCAGUGCUGCCAGCUUUACUUCCAUCAAACCCAGGUUUUUGUAGCAACCAGUUGAGUGAAACCCUUCCUUGUAGUUUGUGUGCAGAAGAUUUCAGUGAAUUGAAGUCAUGAGCCAUACAGCCAAGGUCCUGAGAGCCGUUGACCUAUGUCACCUGCUUGGGAGGCUUGCUUUGAUGGUCAUCUCGUUGUGCCUGCUAAGACCAGGAGUCACAGCUUUUGACAUCAAUGUGAAUAAAAACAUUUCCUGCCAAAGGUAGAAACAGACUUUGCUCAUCCCUCCACCCAUCAGAGAUCUUGCUGUUUCUUUUUAAAUUGCCUUUAAUUUACUGUUCCACGGCAAGCCAGGUGUUACAUGUUCCCAGAUGAUCAGGAAGAUGGUAAUUGGAUGUGACAAGCUGUCACUGAACAGGAUAACUGCCCAGUUUGCUCUGAUCUGUGAGCAAAGAUGCAUAUGCCUUUCACACUUGUCUGUGAAGUCUUGGCUUCACCUUCGUUAAAGUCAUCAUAGCUGGCAUUCCUUAGGUGCUAGAGGUGGAUGCAAAGGGUCGACUGACUGCCACAUGUUUUGGCGGCACUGCCUCAGAAACCAGAUUCACUGCCUCAGACGUGAAUCCUAGCAAAGGUGGCCAUUGACACUCUUCUCUGAGAGGUUGGAGGUAGUGAACCACCCCUAUCUACCACAUUCUCAUGCAGUAAGUAGAUGACAGCAUAGCCUCCGAUUCCUUAAGAACGAAUGUCAGAAUCCUAGGGCUGCAUUUUCUGAGACAGCUCCGCUAUGGUGUACACCGUCAGCCAGCAGCACACCCUGGAAACUGUCCUGCUGACCUGUGUGCAGUUGGGGAUACAUGCGGACAGUUCGCUGAGUGCUUCUCUCGGGUGGUGCAGCCAGUUUUGAGGCAACACAGAGAGUCUACACAGGCAGCUUCUGCCUUCAUGGAGCUCAGACACUAGUGGCCAAAGACAGGCGUUCAUCAAAUAAGCACAGAAAUGAGGGUGCAGUUCUAAACCUAAGUAAGCACUCUACAGUAAAGGAAUCUGCCUUCUAAGAGAUGAUGAUAAAGGAAGCUGCCCUUGACUCAGAGCAGGCUUCCCCCAGGAAAGCGGCUGGAGAUGACCUCCUCUGAAGGGUACCGAUGCAUUAACUAGGAGAGGAAGGGGCGGGGCACGGGGUGUUCCUGUAGGCUGUAAGCAGCGGGAGCAGCAUGUGCAAAGGGCGUGCAAAAACAAAGCAGAGUAGUAACAGGCACAGAAGGGCUCAGUGUGACCAGAACACGGACCACAGGGGUGUUUGAGGCUCUGGCAAGCAUUUAAGCAGGAGCCCAGCAUCUUCUAUGCCACCUCAAAGAUGAGGACUUUGCCCUAAGAGCCAUGUGUCAGCGGUGGCAGGCUCUAAUGAGGGGCUUGGGUCUGUCUGGCAAGAGAAGCCCAUCAAAAGCUCUGGGGUCCUUGUGAAAUUGAGGCUCGCACGCCUCCAUCUUCAGGGAGGGUCUGGCAGGAUGAUCAUGUCCUUCUUUCCAACUUUCAUCAGCUUUGUAUCAACUGAAAGGCAGGGUCCUGAUCCUGUGAAAGAAUUGACUUGAGUGUCUAACAGUGGGGCCACUUUCUGGAAUGGGGGAGAAACAACAUAAAAAAAAAUCCUAGGUCAUUAACAGUGUUGCCUAGAAUGUGAGUAUUAACUUUCUACACAUGAAAACAUGUGGCUUUCUAUUGUCAAUAGACACCAUGCGCAUCCACCUGCUGCAUCAUAGGACUUGAAAUGACUGGAUUCCUGGGGCUCUAUCUCUGCCUGCAGAGUGAGGCUGCCUAAGGUCAGCACUCACCCAGUGUGGACACAUGGCAAAUGGGGAGAGGGAACAGACUGAGAGGCACACAGACUGGGCAGAUGAGUCCCAGCUCUCCCACUUCCAGCCCACAGUGGCCCGGAAGGGCUGCGUGACUGUGGGGAGGUCAGAGCCGCAUUACCCCCCUGCGGGUGUGCAGUGACGCACAGGGGCUGCAUUCCUGGCCCCGGGGAGGAAGGCUCACCAUUCAGAUGGUGACUGCUUCAUGACACAGGAGGGGGAAGAGGGAGUUGGUGCAGAGUUAGGUGUCCUCUUUUUCAUUUUUUUUUUUAAUCAGGCCUUCAUUAGUAUUCUGUGGAGGCUGUAAUUUCUUUUUAAUCUAUUUUUAAUUGAAGCAUAAUUUACUCAUGUUAGAGUGUUCUCUUUUUAGUUCUACAGUUCUAUGAAUUUUGACAUGCAAAUUUUUACAUUUGAGUAGCUGUUGCCCCAAUCAUGAUAGGGACUGUUUUGGUCACCAUCCACUUCACUCUUGGUGGCUGUGAUUUGUGGCUAAGCACAGAAAUGAGGGUGCAGUUCUAAACCUAAAUAAGCACUGUACAGUAAAGAAAUCUUUACAGGACACAGAUAGCAUGGGGAGGACCUGAGGGCGUACAGAAUUGGAGAUGGUGCUGUCCCAUCUGGUGGUCCCAGGAAGGCCACCUGAUUAUACCAUUUCUCAAGCUCCUCCCCCCAGACUAUGAGACCUCAAUCAAUUUACAGAGGAAGCUGCCGCCCUCUCGACCUUCUGGAUGUGAAAAGAAGUGUCCUGCACUCCAGACACCAUCCGGACGAACUAUGGGGUUGAGUAUGUUCCUGGGCAAGCUGCUAGUUCCAUAGUGACUUUGUUAUCCUUCACUCCACGCACUGGAGAGAGGGUAUGGAUGCCACUCCUAGCUUUCUGCCCAUCAAAGAGAGCAGACUGUCCUCCAGACCCAGCCCCUCCCAAAAACCACCAUUUCCAUUUGCUGCAGCCUCCAGACAGCUUGCUGCUGGGCUUGUGUUGCUCUCUUCAUUUUGGUUCGUGUUUAUCAUUUCCUGUGAGGCCAUAUCCUGUGCUCUGGAGAGUCUCAGACAAAUUAAACAGUGAAACUGGGAAUGCCCCAUGUACUCCUCAGACUUUCCAUUCUCCUGGCACUGCCAUUGGGUUUCUGCAGUGCUACCUUUUAGGAGGGGGGGAAAACACGUGAAGAAAGACUACAGUCAAACCCUGGCAAAGGCUUACUAAAAAUGGUGAUUUGGGAUCAUAUGAGCAUUUCAGAACACAUUUGUUAAAAGAAGGGGGCAAGGAACAAGGCUUCGGAUCUCCAGAGUUCCUGGAAAAUUUAAUUCCAUGUUCUCAAAGGAAUUAAAUCAAAGCAAGGCAGGAGUCAGAGGGAAAAGGGGAGGAAUUCGGGAGAACGUUGAAAAGCCCCUCUCCGCCUUACCAAGUGGAACACAGGUUUGCUGGACGACAGUGGGGUGAGUUCGCAUUUAGGGACCGCAUCAGUGAGAAACCAGAAAGCUUUGAGACAGGCAGUUUCAGAAGCUGUGUUGCCAAGCAUUGAAUAUGCAGAAGAUAAGUGAGUUUUGUCUCAGGAUAAGAUCUGUAUAAAAUUUCCUUUUUUAACAGAAGAUUUCCGUCAGGAAGAGAUUCAAAAAAACACCUGGCCUGCGGCCCAGGUGGCAUAAUUGUCGCAGACCCCAGCUUUGACUCUUAAUGUUUCCCAUUGGAUCCCUGAAACCCUCCGCUGUCUGUGUGUCUUGCACUGUCUCCAUUGGGCGUGACCUCGAAUUAACCCAUCCCCAGGGUUCUUUUGUCUUUCACAAUCACACUUUCAAAACACUGAAAACAAUUUCGAUCCUGUUAGAGUCUCAUGUUAAAACAACAUUGAGUUUCUCUUGUGAGAGGAAAUCAGUUGUUUGCCUAUAUCUGAACCUGAUAACCAAAAAAAAA